UUCGUGCAGUAUCUUCUUUGUGCUUUGCACGCGAGGUGAAUAGGCGGGACAACCUGGGCGCGAGGAAGGUUAGGGGGGGAAGGCGGGGGGGGGCAAGGGCAGAUGUGUGUGCAGAGGAGUCGGUCACGACACGAUCGGUCGCCCGGCGGAUACAACGGUCGAUCGCCUACCGGUAGCGGCGGACUGGGAAUCAACACUACUCGUUAUACAUCCCUCCUCCUCCUCGUACUCGCACGUAUCUUGCGUCCGCCCGGGAAAAUCGCCGCCGAAAUUAAAAGUAAAAGCGUCCCCGGCGGGAGGAUUUGGAGCUUCUUCUUGUGUAUCUUUUCGUUCCUUCUUGUAUCGGGGAAGAAUCGCAUGAACGAAGGUGGUUGGCGCCGUGCUCUGCCAAACCCUGCCCUCGGUACAUCAGCGCAUCAGGGACAAUUCUUGUUCGUUUCAGCUUCUCUGGUGCACAGCUUGGCUGGCGAGACUGCAGCCCGCAGGUAACGGGAGGAGCGCUGUUGGAUUUGUGCAGCAGCUUACACGCCAGUGCGUGCAUGCUGCCGGACAUCGCCGGCGCUGGUGGUUUGGGUGGGCGGAGAGAGAGAGAGAGAGAUGGGGAAAGGUGUUUGAAGGAAAAGCCAAAUCCAUGAGGGUCAAGCGGUUUCUACUAGCGAAGCGUGAUUGAACGAGUGAUUGCGCGGAAUGAGGGUGACGUCCAGAGAGAGAGAGACUGGACGGACAUAACUUUCCUGUGUGCGAAGUGGAAAGUGUAUGUGGUCAGGCGCCAUUCUCGUCGACAAACUGAAGAGUUGGAGAAAGACUUCUGGUGUUCAAUAGACAUCCAAGGAUCACGACCCGUUCGACGGAUGCAAAGAGCGUGCGAGCGAGGGAGAACAGAGGCCAAGGGAAUCUGAAGAGCGGGGGUAAGAGAGAGAGAGAGAGAGAGAGAGAGAGAGAGAGAGAGAGAGAGAGAGAGAGAGAGAGAGAGAUUUUACUGGAUUGGGCUGAAUCAAAGAGGCGCGAUAUUGUGGAGGAAAGGAAGUACGGAAGGCAGGCAGGGAGGGAGGGAGGGGGAGGGGGUUGCACCAAGUAACAGGGUAUAGAAGGAUCCAUUGGCACAGGGCUACUGCGCAGUAAACGAAGUGAGGAUUGGUUGGUAAAAAGGGAAGGCAUCAAUGCGCACGUUAUGCGAUGUGUGUGAGGCGGCGCCUGCGCAAUAUUUCUGCGCUGCGGAUGAGGCAGCGCUGUGCAUGACAUGUGAUGAAAAGGUUCAUGGCUGCAACAAGUUGGCAAGUCGGCAUGUGCGACUGGAGCUAGCAGAGGCCCGUGCGGUUCCUCGGUGUGAUAUCUGCGAAAAUGCUCCUGCUUUUUUCUUUUGCGGCAUAGACGGUACCUCCCUGUGCCUGCAGUGUGAUAUGGACGUUCACACUGGCGGGAAGAAGGCGCAUGCACGGUACUUGCUGAUGGGCCAGAGAGUGGAGCUGCCGAUGAAAAAAGUGCGAGAAGUCGCUGUUGCCGGUGCAAUGCUGAAAUCACAGCCGGUGAAGACGCAAUUGUCGCACCAUCACCAGCAUAGUAAACAGGGGAGAGACGUGCAAAAUUCGAGAAUGCAAGUCCGUGCUGCUGAGCGUCAACGACCGCAAGUGACAGAAAGGCAGAGUGUAUGUGCGGAACAACCAGCUGCUCAUUCGCCCCAGCCGGGCUGUCCUCUCAAGAGUGAUACAGCGGGUGGAGGGGAUGGUGUCUCUCCUGAUCAGGUCAACAGGGGGCCACCGGCAGAUUGUGCAGUGCCUGCCAUGCACGUAACUGCCAUGGAGGGCAAUGAGAGAGAUGAUGCUGGCGAAGGGGAGAGUGCCAGAAGAGAUGAGCAGGGCCGAACCCAGGAGCGUGAAUGCAUAGACCUCAAUUCUCGGCCUCGGCAUCUGAAAAUAGUCAAGAGGGCAGAGGCGGCUUUGGAGCAGUCGAGAAGCAGCGAUGAUGAUUGUCCGGGUGUUGUUCCCGAGGUAGACCCUGGAAACAGCUCCGGUGUUAUGGAAGAGAUCAAAGCGCCGCACUGGCAGUCAGAAGAGCCAAGAACGUUAGAGGAAAGGAGACACAGAUUGGACACUGCAAAACAUGAGAGGCUGCUACCCAGCAAGAAGAGGGCGCGGGUAUGAGUAGGGAUCUUCAGCAACAUGUUGUACAUUCGUUAGGGCCCGUGCCCAGUCCUCCAUGGAGCAAAAGCACGUGAUGAAUCUUAUUGAACAUCAAGGCAACGUCGAUACACUGUGGCAUGGUGGCUUUUCUUCGUCUUUUUCCCGGUGUGUGUGCAUGUGUGUGUGUGUGUGUGUGUGUGUGUGUGUUGGGGAUGCACACAGCGGGGAGAAGCAGACAGGGGGGAAGUGAUGAGGGAGGUCCUGCAGUCAGGUGUUAGUGCAGUUUGUGAUAGAGGGAGAGGGGAGAGAUGUGGAAAGCUUUCAUCUCCACGGUGUGUGUGACGGUGGAAGAUUGGAGACCGACCUGUCAGGGAACCUGUUUUCAGAAGCAGAAUUUAAGUUUAGCAAACUACCAUGUCCUUUGUAGCGCGAGCACAGGUUUAAACUUCUGGUCUUGUAGCUUUUUGUGGCACGAGGAAGGGAGACGUAGAGGGAGGGGGAGAGGAGUUGGCGGGGAGAUUCUGGGUGUUGUAGUCGGUCUCGAGUGUGGCGAGUAGUAAAAAGACUGGUCUGGGGGGCUUUUUGAUUAUGGAGUUGAUUUUUUGGAUUGCUUGAUGAAUAACAUUCACAGCAGGGCAGCAACAACUCUGCUGGAAUCCGUUUUGUUGUAAAUAUGAACAUUUUUCUGUCUUCGAGAGAGUAGGAAAUAUUGUUGACGAACAGGACGAGCAGCUUGCCAGCGUAUGCGCUCGGGAGCCAGCUUAUGUUGUCCGGUCGACUCGACCGAGCCUGCACAGGAGAGGAGAGGAGAGGAGGAGAAGGCUGCGCAUGGGGGGCGCAUGGGGGUAUAUUAAUGGAAGGAGCAUUCGGCGGAGCUGUGCAGGGUGUAUGUAUGCGUGGCCGCCGUCUGUCACAGACAGCGGCCGCUGCCACCAAGUUAGAUGUGUACAGUGUACGUGUGGGUGAUUAUGGUAGGACGUAUUGUAGUUAUUGCGGGCUUGAGAGCAGUAUCUGCGCGACGGAUCUGGCUUUUAUGGAGUGGGACUGCUCAAGGAGAUGUGAACAUAUAGGUCUGCUUCGGGUCAUUUCGGGGAAGAGGGGAAAUCUUCAAUUUUCCAGUAUCUGCACGACGGAUAUGGCUUAUGUGGACUUCUCAAGGAGAUGUGAACAUAUAUAGGUCUGCAUCGGGUCAUUUCGCGGGAGAGAGGAAAUCUUCAUUUUUCCUACAAUUUAUUGAGUGGAGCUGCUGGUGUCGAUUUGAAGAGGGUGGUCUUGUCCCUGGAGAUUUGCCUGUCCAGUGUUCACCCCUGGCUUUGCUGUUUUGAGGCGAUUCACCGAAUGCGCAAUAUCCAUGGGUCCAAUGACUCCAGUCGUCUUAUGCCACGCAGUGCCUUCUUGCCUAGACUUGUCCAGAUAUGUGUGUUGAAGGCAUGCAUACGGGGAAGGGGUGGUGGUGAUCCUCUUUGCGCCCUCCCAUUCUGUUCUGGCAACAUGGGGAAUGUUAGCUGUUCUUUUGGCAUCUGGCUGUCAGUUGUAGAGGAUGCAAAGCAAAGGUGAGGGCCUUUGAAGUCGCUCUGUGGGGGUGUUGACGGGAUGGACCUUGAAAAAGGUUUGAAUUAGAGGGAGAUCCGAAUAGCGUGUAGUUCUCUCCAACCAUUUCACAUGUAAAGCCUCUGUUGGGUGAGAGGGUAGGGGAGAGGGGAAGAUAUCUGUUAAGGGACGGGGCCAUAAAUACAUGAUGAAAGGCUUGAAUCCGGUAUAGACUGCCGACAGCUCGAAUUCGGUAUAGAUUGUCGACAGCUCGAAUCCGGUAUAGAUUGCAGACAGCAUCCAAAUUUUAACUCCUUGAAAUUUCCUUCUUGAAAUUUCGUCCUUUCUGUUUUUAGGCUUUUCCAAUGCAAUGUCGAGCUGGUAGGGAGAUAAUUUUGAACUCUUUUUGUUCUCUAUUUUGGAGAGAGCUUUUUACAUCCAGUGUUAUUGUUGGUAGCCACGUUGCUUUUUCUACU
Messenger RNA from Chara braunii, 4126 nucleotides. The record is from the annotation of a GenBank genome assembly. Lineage: Eukaryota; Viridiplantae; Streptophyta; Charophyceae; Charales; Characeae.